Messenger RNA from Danio rerio (zebrafish), 2563 nucleotides. Lineage: Eukaryota; Metazoa; Chordata; Actinopteri; Cypriniformes; Danionidae. The record is from RefSeq and is a predicted model, not a curated record.
GCGGAGAGGGGCAACUGCGCCCCAUUUCUCUCUAUCUCUCCCCCCCUCACUCUCCCUUUCUCUCCCCCUCGAAAAACAGACAACCCUGCACAUUGGAAACCUGGGUGUGGAACAUAGGGAAGUCAUCCUCAUUUAUGCUGGAAUAUAAGCCAUUUUUUAACAUACAUUUAUUUAGAUUUUUCUGUUAGAGAAGAUUUGGAAGAUAUUCAAUUACAUGCAUGUUUCAGUCUUGGGAGAGUAAGGUCCGCUUGUCAUGUCUGCCAAGAAAACCAUUUAGUGCCAGAGGCUGUGGCAAUUGGUGUAUGGCGGAUCUAAGAUGAAGUCCCCGUAGACAGCGCCUUUGUGAACUUUAUGGUUUUUGGAUUUUAUUUGAAAAGGAUAAAACUGUUAAGUCCCAGUCACCUCUAAUGAGGUCUGCCCUUUCACUGUGCUCAGAGACCCCAGAAGCAGCGGCAUGGAGAACCGGCGCUGCCAGCACCCUCAGCAGCCCAAUGCCCAGGCCCAAGAGGCCUCGUCUGGGCCCCAGUCCUCCAUGCCUCAGUCCCCUUUAUUGUCUGGAUCCUCAUCCCUCAUCUCCCUCACCCAGACAGAGGAGUUCUUUGACCUGAUAGCCAGUUCGCAGAGCCGCAGACUGGACGACCAGAGAGCCAGUAUAGGAGACCGGCUGGGCAUCAGGAUAGCACAGAACAAUGUGGGACACUUGUGCGAAGCAUGUAGCCCACAGGAACCUAGUGACGAGUUUUUCAACAUGCUCAUAAAGUAUCAGUCCUCCAGAAUCAAUGAUCAGCGGUGCUCUUUGCCUCCAGCGCCUGACCCAGAUGAAGACUUCUUCAGCCUAAUUCAGAAAGUGCAAUCCAAACGCAUGGAUGAACAGCGGGUUUCUUUUGGCUCUGAUGAAAAGGAUGAAACAGACUUAAAUCAUAAGUCCAAAACCUCAGAAGGCUCCAGCUAGAGACUGUGAAACUUCCACAAAUUUCUUCUGCAAACUCUCGAACUCUCUGGAUGCACAUUUUGAGAGGUCUUCCAGUAGGCUGUGGUUUAGUGGGGGAGUAAUAUAGGUUUAUUUUAAUUGGUAGGAUUAUAUGAUGUUCAAUUGUUUCAUAUUUUUGCAGUCAAGUUAUAUUCUGAGGUGAGUCCAAAUACAACAGAUCUGAUUCAGAGGGUAUAGAAACACUCUAAUUGCAAAACAGGCUCAUUGGAAAUACAUGCUGCAGCCUACAUUUUUAUGAAAAUACAAAAACGUACAUUAUCAUACAUUUCACUGCAGAAAGUCAAAUGAAUGCUAUUACGGAAAAUUAUGCCAACAACUUUUGUUCUAUUUCAGACCAAUUAUAUUUACAAUCCAUGCUCAUUCUGAAUACGUACCCUUACAUUUCCAGAGAGCGCUAAAUACGUCUCAGGAGGUACGUUUGUUUUAUGCAGUUUGUGUUUUCGUAAAUCUACCAAGGGCUGCAGUCGUUUGACUGUCUAACCGAUUGACUGACCCACCCUCCUCCUCUCCUAAACCCAACCAAUAGUGUUUUCAAAAGCACCAAUUGACCAGCGCCCACCCACUUGCCUAAAACCCAACCGAGUUUUCAAAAGCAAUCCAGAAAAAGAAAGGCCCUAUUUUUUGCCGUUUGUUUUUGUCCAACGUGUUUUCUGGAACCAUCAAACCCUGUCAUCGCGAUCAACUCUGCUCCAAGUCACAAGUCUGCCGACAUACAUGGUGAGCCACCAGACAAACUGGUAACAGCUGAAAAGCCGUCUAUAUUGAGGUAAGGGGUCAGCUUACUGCCUCGUAGUGUUUGUUUUAAAGAUGAAAUCCAGCCAUACGUAUCUCUGGCUGCAUUAUUUGUGAUCUCCAGUAAUUUAUAAAGGGCUACGUUUUCAGAAUGAGUCUAUGUUGGAUAUUUACAGGGACAUAUUAUGACCAUUUAAGUAUUACACUGUGCAGGUCUUUGCACAACAACAAAUAAUUAUCAAAAAAUAACUUAAAAGUAUCUAUGAUUUAUAAUCGAAUUAAUUUCCUCCACUUGUCUAUGUCCAUAUGGAUAACUUUUCUGCACUGGCCAGUUUUCUUGGUAGUACAGUUUUGUACUUGAGUACUUGGGUUCAAAUUUGGUGGAGGUCGGAUGCACAAACCAGGUAAAAGCAAUGCAAUUCAAUGUAAAUUCAAAGUAAAACUCAACCCGGGUUCAUUGUGGAAAUGUAGCCCCGCGGAUGUUUCUGCAGACCGCGAGAUACGUCCCCGGGAGGUACGUAUUUGAAAGGUUUUUGUUUUCGCGGAUCCUUUCGUUCGUACCCGCGCUGUCUUCGCGCGAAAAGCCGCCAGAUCGGCCGCCCCGGCCGCCCUCCUCUUCCUCCUCCUCCUCUUCCUUUCCUAAACCCAAGCGACGGUUUGCAAAAGCCGUCCAGAAAAAAAAAAAAAAGCAAAAGCCCUCAUCUUCGAUUUCGAUCGCGUUUUCAGAUCCUGCCGCAUUCUCGCCCUCAUUUUUCGGAUUCUGUUUUUCAUCUUACCUGAUUUCCGGAACCACUGUUCUGGGCCUCCGCUCUGCCGACGCAACGCUGUGAGCUAAGCGGA